GCGGACCAAUCGCCGCGCGUCUUUCACCCGUCCAAUGGGAGGCGACGCUGCUCUCCACGUCCCCCUCGGAGCCAAUCAGCAGCGAGCUACAGAGCGGUGGGCGGGGCCACCUCCGCGGAACCGAAAGCAAAAGCAAAACGUGGCCGUGAGGGCGGCGCGAGGCGCAGCGACAGCAUCGCGACACCGGCACCUCGCCGUGACACCGCCCCACAGCGCAGUGCCACCGUCCCACGGCGGGAUGUCGCAGCCUGGGGCCGCGUGCUACGUCACGGUGCGCGCGGUGCUGCUGCGGCUGUUCCGUGGAGCUGCUGUGCUGCUAUGGCUGCACUCUGGUUGUCCCAUGGAGCUUCUGUGCUGCUAUGGCUGCACUCUGGUUGUCCCAUGGAGCUGCUGUGCUGCUAUGGCUGCACUCUGGUUGUCUCAUGGAGCUGCUGUGCUGCUAUGGCUGUUCCAUGAAGCUGCUGUGCUGCUAUGGCUGCACUGCGGCUGUUCCGUGGAGCUGCUGUGCUCCAUGUGUUCCAUGUGGUACCGCUGCAGUCCGGCUGCCCCAUGGUGCAGCACGGUGGUCCCACCCCCACUCCUUGCCCCCCUGGAGCAAUGGGUGCUGUUCGUGCCCAGUGUGGCCUGCAAGGUGGUGGGUGUUGCCACCCAGCUGUGCCUCUUUCCGCUAUCAGUGGUUCAUGCAGCAUAUUUACUAACAGAGCCCAGGCAUUUUCACUUUGGGGCAGCGCGGGGUUUUCUGGGAAAGAACAGGAAGCAGCGGCUGAGGGCGGGCCGGGGGGGGUUUCCUGUUCUGUUGCAGACAGCAGCAAAACCAUGGAGGCCGCGGUGCCCCCAGUGUCAGCUCCGCUCUGCCUGGUGCACAACCAGGACUGCAAGCUGUCCCUCAACCCCGCAGCGCUGGCAGUUCUGCGCAGCGCCACUCAGCCAGUGGUGGUGGUGGCCAUUGUUGGGCUUUUAAGCACUGGGAAGUCCUUCCUGGCGAAGCGGAUGGCGCAGAAGUGCACCGGCUCCCCACUGAGCAAUGCGGUGCAGAAGCAAACAAAGGGCAUAUGGAUGUGGUGUCUGCCCCAUCCGUGCAAACCUGGGGUGACGCUGGUGCUGCUGGACACCGAGGGGCUGGGAAAGUCCUGCGAUGAUGACAUCCACAACGAUGCCUGGAUCUUCACGUUGGCGCUGCUGCUUUCCAGCACCCUGGUGUACAACAGCAUGCGCACCGACAGCCGCACGAUGCUGGGGAGUUUGUGUUUCCUGACGGAUCUGAAGAAUUACGUGCGUGUGCGAGCGCAGGUGGAUGGCACUGAGCCGGCAGAUGAGUUCGCCCGUGUCUUCCCUGACUUCGUCUGGGUCGUGCGUGACUUCAGGCUGCAGGAGGGCGACCGGCCCAUCAGCGCGGAUGAGUACCUGGAUCAGAUACUGCGCCCACAGUUGCGGUUCACUCUACUGAACUACCAGGGGAACAAACAGGUGCAGCAGUGCCUACGCAGCUUCUUCCCCCACCACAAGAUGUUCAUGCUGGAGCGGCCGGCGGCUGACAGAGACCUGGCGCAGCUGGAGCUGCUGCGGGAGGAUCAGCUACAGCCACGCUUCAGGCAGCAGGAGGAGGCCUUCUGCCAGCACAUCUGGAAAGAGGCGCCAGUGAAGAUGCUGCUGAACAGCAGCCCGGUGACAGGCAGAAUGCUGGCGUGCCUGGUGGAGACUUACAUGGCAGCCAUCAGCGCCGGCUCCGUGCCCUGCGUGGAGAGCGUGCACACGGCGGUGACGGAAGCUGAGAACAUCGCAGCGGUGGAGGCGGCGGUGGCUGAGUACCGGCGGGGCAUGAAGCAGAACCUGGUGCUGCCCACGGCCUCGUUCAGCGCGCUGAUGGCCGUGCACCAGGACUGGAAGAAACGCGCCAUCACCCUCUUCCUGUCCCAAGUCGUUGACAAAACCGAGCAGCAUCACCAGGCGCUGCUGAUGGACAAACUGGAGGUGGCCAAGGAGGAGUUCUGCCGGCGCAACGAGGAAGCGUCGGAGCAGCGGUGCUGGGCGGUGCUGAGGGAGCUGUGGCUGGACAUGGAGCUCCGCAUGCAGCGUGGGGACUACGUGGCGCCGGGGGAGACGCGGCUUUUCCUGAAGGACCUGAAGCGCAUGCAGGAGGAGUACAAGAGGAGGCCUGACAAGGGCGUCAAGGCAGAGGCAGUGCUGGAGAAGUUCCUGCGGGUGAAGGGGCUGGAGAUGACCGAGAUGUGGCUCGAUCGGGUGGACCAGCAGUGCAAGGCGGUGCUGGCUGAGGCGAGAGCUGCCACGCAGGCUGUGGUGAAGCAGCUGGAGGAGCACCAACAGCAGCAGGUGGUGGAGAUGAGCAAGAUGUGGAUGGCCAAGGAGAUGGUGGAGCUGAAGGUCUGCUUUUUGGAGAAGCAGCAGAAAGAAAUGUUGGCUGAGGUGACUGCAGCCAAGAAGGUGGUGGAGAAGCAGCUGGAAGAGCAGCAGCAGCAGCAGCAGCAGGUGAUGAUGGCUGAGGUGACUGCAGUCAAGAAAGCGAUGGAGAAGCAGCUGGAGGAGCAGCAGCAGGUGAUGAUGGCUGAGGUGACUGCAGUCAAGAAAGCGAUGGAGAAGCAGCUGGAAGAGCAGCAGCAGCAGCAGCAGAAAGUGAUGUUGGCUGAGGUGACUGCAGCCAAAAAGGCGGUGGAGAAGCAGCUGGAGGAGCAGCAGCAGCAGGUGACCCUGGCCAAGCUGACAGCUGGCCGAGAGGCAGCGGAGGCACAGCUGGAGGAGCAGCAGCAGCAGGUGAUGUUGGCUGAGGUGACGGCGGUCAUGAAGGCUAUGGAGAAGCAGCUGGAAGAGCGCUGGCAGCAGUGGGCGCAGCAGCUGCAGGAGGAGCAGAGCCUCGUGCUGUCCCAGCGCCUGGAGGAGCUCGAGGUACGGCUGCAGGAGGGGCACGGGCGCGAGGCGGCAGCGCUGCAGCAGGUGGAGCUGAUGCAGGAGGAGGAGCAGACAGUGCCCUCCUGGCGCUCCACGCUCUUGAAAGUCCUGGACAAAGUGGUCGUGCCGAUCCUGAUCAGAGUGGUCAACAGUAUGGUGAACAACGCCGCCUAAAUGGACUCCUAACAGAGCGUGGGCUCUAUAACUGCCCACGCUGAACCUCGCCGGGUUCCUCCCUGCCUGCCCAGCUCCCCUGAAUGGCAGCAUGGUGCUCUGCUGCGUCAGCCGCUGCUCCCGGCUCUGGGCCAUCAGCAGACUUACAGAGGAUGGAUUCUUCCCCUUCCUCCAGGGCGCUCAUGAAGAUGUUGUUGAACAAGACCGGACCCUGCACGACCUGAGGAGAUUCUGCCAGUUUUGCUCCGUUUUUACUCUUGGUGGCACUCGAGUUGCCCGUGGUGGUGCUCAGGAUGCUGGCUGCAGAAUCCAAGAUGCUGGUGGCAGCACUCAGGAUGGGGACGCACUGAUGGGACAUCCCAAAUUUGGGGGUUAUUUUGUACUAAAAACGGCACAGGAAAACCA
This is a messenger RNA of Meleagris gallopavo (turkey), 3483 nucleotides long. Lineage: Eukaryota; Metazoa; Chordata; Aves; Galliformes; Phasianidae. The record is from RefSeq and is a predicted model, not a curated record.